Triticum urartu is the source of this 3188-nucleotide messenger RNA. NCBI's taxonomy places the organism in Eukaryota, Viridiplantae, Streptophyta, Magnoliopsida, Poales, Poaceae. The record is from RefSeq and is a predicted model, not a curated record.
AAAAGUGCCGGCAUUUCGCACAGGGAGCCGCUAACCUGGGCCGGCCCAUGCUGUCUUAGGGGAUCUACAAUUCAUCAUCAACCAGAUCAGAGUUUUCCUAAAAUAUAAAAGGGACUUCCUAUUUGCCGCUAGUUGCGGCAAAGUGCCGGCGUUUCGCACAGGGAGCCGCUAACCUGGGCCGGCCCAUGCUGUCUUAAGGGAUCUACAAUUCAUCAUCAACCAGAUCAGAGUUUUCCUAAAAUAUAAAAGGGACUUCCUAUUUGCCGCUAGUUGCGGCAAAGUGCCGGCGUUUCGCACAGGGAGCCGCUAACCUGGGCCGGCCCAUGCUGUCUUAGGGGAUCUACAAUUCAUCAUCAACCAGAUCAGAGUUUUCCUAAAAUAUAAAAGGGACUUCCUAUUUGCCGCUAGUUGCGGCAAAGUGCCGGCGUUUCGCACAGGGAGCCGCUAACCUGGGCCGGCCCAUGCUGUCUUAGGGGAUCUACAAUUCAUCAUCAACCAGAUCAGAGUUUUCCUAAAAUAUAAAAGGGAGCUGCGGAUCGAUCCUGGGACCUCAUGGUCAAUGGCGCGCCAUGCUAGCCACUGCGACAGUCAACUUCUCAUGUGAAGAUUGAAGCGCCAGACUUAAGAAACAUACAACAGCACCAGGGAUCGAAUAAUAACCUACUACAAGUGAGCAACGCUAAUAGCCACCAUAAUUCCAGGUACUUUAUCUUAAUUGAUGAUGUAUGGGAUACACAAACUUGGGAAGAUUUGGAUUGUGCAUUUAUCAGGAAUGGCUUAGGCAGUGUAAUAUUGACCACGACACGCAUAAAUGAUGUAGCAAAAUUGUGUUGCCCUUCUCAAGGUGAUCUUGUCUAUAAAAUCCGACCACUUGAUAUUGUUGACUCGAAGAUGCUAUUUUUUAAACGUAUAUUUGGCUGUGAAGAAAAAUGCCCUCCUAACUUGAAAGAAGCAUCAGAGGAUAUUUUAAAGAAAUGUGGUGGUUUACCGCUAGCCAUCAAUGCCAUAUCUAGCUUGUUGGCAUCACACAAGGAAUCAAGAGAAGAGUGGGAACGUGUACGGCAUUCUAUUGGGAUUUCACAAGGCAAAGCUUCUGAAAUUGAUGCCAUGACAUAUAUUUUAUCGUUGAGCUACUUUGACCUUCCCCUCUAUCUAAGAAGUUGUCUAUUAUAUCUGACUAUGUUUCCAGAAGAUCAUUUGAUUAAUCCACAGCGAUUAGUAUGCAGAUGGAUUUCUGAGGGUUUCAUCCAUGCUGAGAACGCAGAAGAUCUGGUUGAACUAGGAGAAACAUAUCUCUAUGAGCUUAUCAAUAGAAGUUUAAUACAACCCGUGGAUAUAGGCCGGUUUGAUGAGAAAGCAACGUGGUGCCAGGUCCAUGACACCAUCCUUGAUUUUCUCACUUACAAGUCUACGGAAGAGAAAUUUUGUACUGUGUUGACUGGUCCUUCAAAGCCUGUUAAUAGAGUUCGCCGGCUCUCCCUUGUGGGUAAUGAAGAUGCACAAAGUAUUGAGCAGUUGGAUUUAUCACAUGCUCGAUCACUUGGUGCAUUUGGGUCUUCUCGCGAAUAUUUGCCUUCCCUUGCGAGGUUAAAUGCCCUGCGUAUACUGGACAUAAAUGGUUGUCGUGGACUGGGAAAUCAGCAUGUCAAAGAUAUUGGCAGACUCCUCCAACUGAGGCACUUGGACAUCUCUUUGACAGGUAUAACUGAGCUACCUAAAGAAAUUGGAGACUUGGAGUAUUUAGAGAUCAUGGAUGCAUCAUCAUGCCCAAGAUUAGUUGAGCUUCCUGAAUCAGUUAGUCGGCUAAAACGGUUGGCAAGUCUGCUUGUUUCAGGAAAAACUAGAUUGCCUGAUAAAAUAGGAAACAUGACAAAGUUGCAGAGGCUUGGGUAUAUUAAUCCUUUCAUGCAAUCGCUGGAUUUUCUGGAAGGUCUCGGCGAACUAGCAAAUCUGAGGAAUCUCAGCAUUUUUUGGGACACCGACAAUGAAUCUGACAAAGCAAGUUACAAGAAACAAAAAUUAGUGUCCUCCCUUUGUAAACUGGAAAGAUACAAGCUUCAUGAUCUAUAUGUUUCAUUUAAUUUGACAGAAAAGGACGCAAUCUUCAUAGAUCAUUCAUUAUUCCCUGCUCUCAAAAGUAUCCGAGAGAUUUCUUUUGGUAGUGGGCAACUCUGUUGGAUUACCAAAUGGAUGGUUUCACUUGUCAACCUACAAAUUUUAAACGUCGUUGGUGGGGAGCUAGAGCAACAAGAUAUUGAGCUGGUUGGAAGCAUACCUAAUCUGCUCAAACUCUUGUUCACUCAUGACGUCAGAGGGCCCAUCAUCAUUGGUGGAGGAUUUCAACGAUUGCAAGAGCUUGAGUUCGACCCCUGUGCUACCACAUUGAUGUUUAAAGAAGGGGCCAUGCCGAACCUCAAGUGUCUUAACCACCAUAUCCGCCCACUCGAUUUCAAAUCUGCUCAUGGUGAUGCUGGCUUUAAUAUUGGCAUGCAACACCUCUGGAGCCUUGCACAGGUCCAUGUCCGUGUAUAUUGCGCUGGAGUGAGGGUUGCAGAUUUGGAGGCUGCAGAGGGUGCUUUCAAGAGCAUGGCUAAUGCACACCCCAACCGUCCGACUUUUGGAAUUACCCAGUCUUCUGCACACCGCAUCUUACAAGGUGAUGAGCGGUCAUAAAAGGACACGGGUAGUGGUGGCAAACACCUAUAUGAGGCUAAUCGAUGAAAAGUCAAGUACCAACCGCGAUCGAUGAUUCUCUUGAUGAGCCGCUGCAGAGGCUGCUUUCCCACUAGAGGGAAUCUGAAGAAGCAUGUUGAACCUCUAAUACAUAUGAAGAAACUCUUGUUGAAUUCUCUUGUUUGCAUUUCAAUGCUGCUAGCUAUGGUCGUUCAAUGAUUGCCUAAUGCAGGCAGCGGAAGUACGUACACUGCAAUGAAUAUCAUUGAUGCAUGUUUCCUCUGCAUUUUCCCCUGCUCAAAUUACAGAUUUGUAAUUAAUUGGAUAUGUUCAGUAUGCAUGGUGACUUCAAACUAUGUUAUUUUUCAACUAUUUGUAUUUCCCCUGUGUUGUGUGUCAGUGGUAUGUGUUGGUACCUCGUUAAAAUUAAUAUUGCUGCGGCAUUUUGUAACUAGGAACACCAUUUUGUAGAAAGCCGAAUUGACUAAUGUACAAUGAUGCUAGCCAGUUACGUA